UGCGAUUACAGGUUUUGGGCUGUCAUAUCCUCUCUCAGACUUCUCUCUGUAUAUAGUUUAUACAACCUUUACCGCAUUAUUAUCCAUUUACUUAAAAUUUUACUGAUAAUAAAUAAGUUAUACUGGAAUUGUCACAAUGUUUCGCACAGUUAUUUUACAAGUACGCAACCAAGUUGCCCGGUUAAACAAUGUACGACACUUUGCGGAAGAAAUUAAUGAGGCUGCAACUAUAGAAAAGUGUGUAAAUAAUGUAACAUUACUUGGAAGGGUUGGAGCAGAUCCUCAGAAACGUGGCUCUGAGCAUCCAGUUGUAUUAUUUUCCCUUGCAACACAUACAAAUUAUAAAUACGAAUCAGGUGAAUUUAUGCAAAGAACAGACUGGCACAAGAUAUGUGUUUUUAAACCUAAUUUAAGGGAAAUUGCAUAUAAAUAUUUAAAGAAAGGUCAACGAAUAAUGAUAAAUGGUAGGAUAAGCUACAGUGAAUUUAAAGAUGCAGAAGGAAGAAAUGUUCUUGCUACAUCUAUCAUAGCAGACGAUAUAAUAUUUUUCCAAUAA
This is a messenger RNA of Trachymyrmex septentrionalis, 556 nucleotides long. RefSeq names its product single-stranded DNA-binding protein, mitochondrial (gene mtSSB). The record is from RefSeq and is a predicted model, not a curated record. Gene Ontology annotation, cellular component: mitochondrial nucleoid. Lineage: Eukaryota; Metazoa; Arthropoda; Insecta; Hymenoptera; Formicidae. Gene Ontology annotation, biological process: mitochondrial DNA replication; positive regulation of helicase activity. The transcript has 4 exons. Gene Ontology annotation, molecular function: single-stranded DNA binding. The coding region runs from base 137 to 556 and encodes 139 amino acids.